AUGUGUGGUCACGAUUAUGGCCGCAUGCAGCCGGCCGGCGGGUGUCCCGUAUCAGAUAGGUACAAUUUUGCAUGCGAUUGGCUUGAGAAUAUCGACGAGUUCCUUCAGAAGUUCGAUAAGCGUUUCGUCAACCUCCAGAACCAUGUGAAAGCGAACAUCUCGAUCAUGCUUUGGGGAAUGGUCUGGAAAGGGGGGAGAAGUGACCUCAUCGUGAUGGAGCGCGACGAAGAUGCCCCGAGGCGAGGAUACACUGCGAGAUCUUACCAGAAGGCGCUCCAAGAAGGUCUCCUACCUCAUUACAACGAUACCCGGCAUUUCCAGCAAGAUAACGCAAAGAUUCACGUCUGCAAGGCAACGGAGGAGUGGCUCCAGACGCGGGGGAUUUCGUGGAUCGAAUGGCCUGCACACAGUCCGGAUCUGAAUCCGAUUGAGCACGUUUGGGCAGCUCUGAAGAAAAACCUACGAACGUUAUUCCCAGAGCUAUGGUGCCUGAAGCAGAACUGCGUAGAUAUAGCAAAGUUCAAAGAGUGCUUGCAUACGGCGUGGGAGGCUAUCCCACAGUCGUUCAUCGACAAGCUGAUCGAGGGAAUGCCACGCCGGCUAGCCGCUGUUAAAAAAGCGAGGGGGUGGUAUACAAAAUAUUAA
Messenger RNA from Chaetomium globosum CBS 148.51, 645 nucleotides. RefSeq lists its product as uncharacterized. Gene Ontology annotation, molecular function: nucleic acid binding. NCBI's taxonomy places the organism in Eukaryota, Fungi, Ascomycota, Sordariomycetes, Sordariales, Chaetomiaceae. The coding region runs from base 1 to 645 and encodes 214 amino acids. The record is from RefSeq and is a predicted model, not a curated record. The transcript has 3 exons.